This is a messenger RNA of Aspergillus lentulus, 1959 nucleotides long. NCBI's taxonomy places the organism in Eukaryota, Fungi, Ascomycota, Eurotiomycetes, Eurotiales, Aspergillaceae. The record is from RefSeq and is a predicted model, not a curated record.
AUGCGAACCAUGCAGACGCAAAAAGGCAAAAUGUCCUGGUCACUGCCGCAUGCUACUCCAGACGGAUCACCCUCCGUCGCUACUUUUACUGCUGCUGAUGCCCCGGAAGUGCGAAUUAGUCGAACAUUGGAGGAUCGUCUCGGGAGCCUGGAGUCGAAGAUGGGUAAAGUUCUUGAUGCUCUAGAACGAAAUAGCUCGAGGGACGAACAACAGAGGACGAACGACUUGUCUCUUCGACCGAGUACUUUGAGGGGCCCUAUCACCUCAUCGAUGAUCAGUGCCAUUACUCCACUUCCGACCUGGGAGAAAGUGCUCGCAGUGGCAGAAUUGUAUCUACUAUACUGCGAGUCCCAGCCUCUUCCUCUUUUCCACAGAGACAGUUUCCUUAGCAGCCUCAGCACUCGAGAUCCCGAAAUCCUCUACGCUAUACUCGCAUUGAGUAUACGAUUCUCUGACGAAGACUGCCAGGGUUUGAAUGAUCUUGCAACUCUUGUGAGCGGCUACACAGAGGUAGCCAGAGGACUGGUCAUGAGGAGGGUUUCAGAGGGCCCGGUUGAAUUAUCUACCCUACAGUGUCUCUGCCUUCUAAGUUUGAUCGACUUUACCAACGGCAACACACAUCGCUCGAGCAUUCACAGUAGCCUUGCGAUGAACUUGGCCCAAUGUGCCAAUCUGGGCUCCGAAACGCACGCUACGUUGUCCGCGGUGGUCCGCGAAGAGCGGCGACGCUGCUUUUGGAGCAUCUGCCUUUUGAAGCGCUUUCAUGGUGUUGAAUUUGACAGCAUGGGGUUCCCUGAUGGGAGCUUUCCCCCGUUCCCACAAAGCCCUGAGCGCCCUCAUUCGCCGUUCUCGCCGAGCAGUGCAACUGAUGAGGCUCGGUCUACUGGUAUGGAAGACCAGGGGAUCAUUGCGUAUGUGAUCAUUCUAAGCGAGGUCUUCGCCAAAACCACGAGAUAUGUUCGUCGCCACGGCCGGCCGAGCAGUGUCCCACCGUGGUCCUCACAAUCAGAGUACUCCAAAAUUAUCACGCUGCAAAUGGACCUGGAAACACGAAUGCCUUACAUCCAUCGAUUCAAACCGGCCAAUCUCAGCGAGAGGACAGCUGAGGAGCUUCAAGCCAACCGAGGAUACUGGGGUCCGUGGUUCCUGAACCAAUUUCUCUAUCAUACAAACCUCUGUCUCCUCAAUCAUCCGCUUCUGCUGUCUCUGAGCCUGAGGAACUUCCGGAACUCUAUUCCAGAGAUAUUCUUGCAACACACUUCGGACCUUAUAUCUUCACAUACCACCUGGAUCAUUCAUUUCAUAAACUACUUUGAAGAGAAAAACUUCAUCGUGUCAGAUCCACUGCUAGGGUACAGCGCCGCUGUGGUGGCGACCAUCGAGCUACAGUUGAGUUUUACUGAAGAUAAAACCAUCCGACAAGAGAAGCGCGAUCGCUUUUAUAGAUGUGUCAAGUUCGUGGAAACCAUUGGGCAGAGGUGGCCUCACAUGGCGCAACUGGCGGAUAAAUUACAACGACUGGAAGGCGCUGUUUCAGCUACUUAUCAACCUGAGCCACGGGCUCAGAAUAAGAGCCUACUGAUAGACCUGUCCCGAUUUUGGGAAAUCCUCGAAUAUUCGUUUAACAGGGAUACGGGCUCUGCUCGUCGCUUGUUCGGCGAUUCGUUAUACAGUGAACCGCCUACCAUUGACACGGAAGUAUCGCAGACGUCUCCUCUACCCGAACCCACUCGCCUAAAUUCGCACUCCGAACAAUCACAUCCAGGGUCACGAAUGUCUGAAUAUGGCUUUCAACCUGCACUUCCGGUUGGGUCACACUAUGCCAUGGGCUCGGCAAUUUCCCCGCGCCAACCAGAUUUCUUCAACGAUGAGCUAUCUAUCUUGGCCACAAACUUCUUCUCCCAGGGACAAGAGUUCUUGCGUGGCAGCGAUAAUAGAGAAGGAAUUGGGAAUUUUUGA